AUGUGUCAGGAAUCAUCGGAUGAUGAACAAACGCAACAACAAUCAGGAAAUUCGCAAACUUCGUUAACAUCCUCGUUACCCGGAGAAUUAACAAUUUCUGACGGUUUGUUGAGAGCUCUUGGUACGGCAGGUGUUUUAAUAACAGGUAUCGCAGGUAUCGCAGCAAUUUUAUCAUUUUUAUUACCCAUGUUCGGAUUUAGAUCCUGCAUGUUGUUCGGAACUUGCGAUUCGAGUUACGAUACGACAGCAUACAGUAACGUAAAUUCAAAUUCUAUUUACGACACUCAGGGGUACGGUAAUUAUCAAUAUAAUGGAAAUCCAUACAAGAAAAGAUCUUUGGAAUAUGUCGGUCCAAUAUUAAAAAUGUUAACGGCUGCUUAUGAUAAAUACGGACCGAAAUAUUCUAGACAAUCAAAAUCGUUUGCGUUUUUCGAUAAUCAACAACAACAACAACAACAACAACAACCAUCGCAACAACCAUCACAACAACAAAAAUAA
This is a messenger RNA of Pediculus humanus corporis (human body louse), 498 nucleotides long. RefSeq lists its product as uncharacterized. The transcript has 3 exons. The record is from RefSeq and is a predicted model, not a curated record. The coding region runs from base 1 to 498 and encodes 165 amino acids. Lineage: Eukaryota; Metazoa; Arthropoda; Insecta; Psocodea; Pediculidae.